AACAUCAGUUCACAACGUGCGUCCGUUUCGUUCGUUUUGUUAAUCGUUCUUUUGUAAUUUCUUUAUCGUCUAUGCGUCUUAACGGUUAUUUUGUUCAAAAUUUAUUCUCUUAUCGAUCGAGAUCCGUUAUUGAUAAUACCACUGUAGAUUUUGUCGUCAUAACCCAAUAAGUCACUGGAUGAUAUCUACUAUCAAAUUGCUCGUUUACCUGAACACCACACGUGUCCGGAGACCGUAACCCUCACAAGUCACAGCCCACAGGGCUACGAGUUGUGUUAUUUUCAAAGGAUAUACUUAUCGCCCAGUAAUUUGGAAUUUUAUCGAACGCUGGCUUUACGUAAUGGUGCAUUACAGUAACAUGACUGGAAAUAUACAUUUACAAUAACAGAACAAAGUCUUGAAAUACAAGAACACAAUAUGAUGACAAUUGGAAUUUUAACGAUCCUUGUUUUUGGCAUGUCUGCCAUUGUCGUGGAUGGGGCAAAAUGUCUUAACUCAAAAGAUUCGGAAAGGUACGUGGUGGUCAACUGUGCCUAUCAAGAAUUUCUAUUUGUACCAACUACUGACGUUUUAAAGGAUGUCGAGACGUUAAACCUAGAGCACAACUACAUCGGCAAGCUAUUCAACAACAGUUUCACCGAGUAUCCUAACAUCAAGAAUCUGAUGCUAUCGUUCAACAAGGUGCACACCAUUGAGCCCGGGGCGCUAGGGUCGCUUGGCGAGCUGGAGAUGCUAGACCUGUCACAAAACGCCAUCAAGGAGGUGCCAGCCGGACUACCCAAAUCGCUGACUCAGCUAAGGCUAAACGGAAAUCCGGUGUCGGAUAUGCGCCAGUUGGAGACCGCCGUCGGACUGCGGGUGUUGCAGCUCAGGGGCUGCGACCUGAGAACUUACCCGGAACUAGGCAUCAUGCCCAACCUGGUCAGCCUGGACGUGUCUGAAAACGGAGAUAUCGUGGAUCUAGACCCCGCCCAGUUGGCCAUCACGUGCCGCUUGGCCCGGCUCAACGUGACGGGCGCUACCAAUUUGUUCCGACCCGGCACGCCGGGCGCUCACUGCAGGUGCCGGCGCGUCGUCCAGUGGGCCAACACGUACAAGAUAACCGUGUUCGGUUUGGGCCAUUGCCCGGACCCGCUGGCCGGAGACGGCGAGCUCGACAUCCACGACGACCCGAACAGCGAGGCCUGCGCCAGAAUCCCGGAACAGGCCCUGGCCGCGUUCAAGGAGUGCAUGGCCGAGUGGGAACACCGCAACACGCCCUACUGGGCCAUCGCCUCUGGUGUCGUUAUCGCCGUGGCCGUGCUGUUGGCGCUUUGCGUGUGCAUGCGCCGCCGCCGGAGAAGAGGCCGCCGCGGCAACGCCAACAAAGUGCAGAGCGCCCAAUCGCCGCCGCCGUCCGACGCCAAAGUAGCCCACAACGACUCGGCCGGCAACAAUAAAACCGAACCGGCCGCGCUCUUAUCGUCGGCCGCGUGAAAUCGUCCGAUUUUUCCUGUGUUUUUAUUUUUUUUUUUUAACAAAUUUUACCUGCAUCGUGUCUUAUGUAAAAUAAUGCUGCCCGCGUAUAAUAUACACAUACGUCAUUGUAUAUAUUAUAUAUCUGAAAUGUUUAUCUUAUUAUUUUCGUUUUGUUUUAUAUAUAGGUAUUUUAAAAAGAUAGAAGGGUAUCAUAUUAAUAUGAUUGCAAUAUAAUAAUUUACAUUUGCGUGUAAUAUACCUCAGUUAAUAUAAUCUCACGCCACAAUAUUAUGUAUCAUUAGUCAAUCAUUAUCCAUAUUAUUAUACACACAAUGAUAAAUUAUAGAAAAUGUAUUUAAAAAAAAAAAAAUAAUAAUAAAAUCAUUAAUGAUCUCCUUUAAGCGCCGGAGAUUUUCCGAUCCCUUCGGGUAUAGCUUGGUAAACGCGUUUGGGUCAACGAUCGCGUAACUUUGUUUCCGUAAUAGUUUUAUUUAGCAUGACUUUAUUAUACAGUAUGGGUAAUAAUAUAGCUGUAGAAUUAGGACGUAUAGAUACCAUACUGCAGGUUAGCUGGAAAUGUAGUGAUUCUUGCUUAAGUCAGAGUACWGAGAUCCAUCCUCGUUAUGAUUUAUACUUCGAGUUUGGUAGAUCGAUUUAGGUGCGAUCGAAUCUUUCGACCAACGCGACGAGAAUUCACGGCGUUUCACACUCUAUAUAUAUAUAUAUUAUUGAACAAUACAUUAAUUAUUAUGCUUAAUUAUUAUGAUAUUAUAUAAAGUUAG
Messenger RNA from Diuraphis noxia (Russian wheat aphid), 2240 nucleotides. RefSeq lists its product as uncharacterized. NCBI's taxonomy places the organism in Eukaryota, Metazoa, Arthropoda, Insecta, Hemiptera, Aphididae. The record is from RefSeq and is a predicted model, not a curated record. Gene Ontology annotation, molecular function: protein binding.